Molecule: messenger RNA, 1721 nt
Organism: Rotaria sordida
Lineage: Eukaryota; Metazoa; Rotifera; Eurotatoria; Philodinida; Philodinidae
Source: the annotation of a GenBank genome assembly
AUGACAACAAGUGACUAUUCGACACGAACAGCAGUUUUGCUCGAUACGGUGCAUGAGCAUGAUCAUGAACAUGACCAUGAUAUGCAUCAUGAAAUGGAUCUUAACAGUUAUGUUCGACCAAUGAAUGAAGCCAAUACUACAGGUGGUAUUGAUCAAACGAAUUUGGAUCGAUCUAUUUUAUCAAAUAAACCAAAUUCAGAUACAUUAUCAAAACGAAAUCGUAUACCACCCGUAUUUUUACCACGUACUAAUGCAAAUGAUAAAAAAACGAGUACAAUAUCAGCUAAUUCAGUUGUUAUACUUUCAAAUCCAACAAAUAAUACAACUGGUCCAGGUGGUGGAACAAAUGGUCGAGAAGAUAUUUGUGAACAUUCAAAUAUUGUUGCUGCACUUUCUCAACAUGCAAGUGCUGCUAUGCCUGUUGCUUCAUUAGCAUUAUUACCACCACCACAAAAAAUACAAUCAACAAAUAUAAAUUCAACAACAUUAACAGCAAAACAACUUUUUGGUCGUGUUCGUUCUCGUUCUAAAUCUGAUCCACAAUCUGUACCUGAUAAAUCACUUUUUUCAAAAUUUUUUCCGAAAAAAACUAAAAAACCUUUACCUACAUUAUUAACAACAACAACAAGAGCAAUUGAAAAUCAGACAAACAUAAAUAGUAAUAAAAAACGACAAAAUAUAAAUCAUAAUAAUUUAUUAACAACAAAUUAUCAAAGAUCGAAUAAUUAUGAAGAUGACGAUGAUGAACUAGAUGAACGUACUGCAUCUGCUGGUUCAUUGUCAGAUAAUGAUCGUCAGAAUAAUAAACAUGAUAGAAUAAGUAGUAAUCGAAGUUCAAAUACAGUACGAGGUGGAAGUAGAACAAGUAGUGGAAGUGGAAAAUAUAUUAGUGCUGGACCCAAUGCUCUUUCAUUACCGACAUCGGAUUCACAAUAUUAUGCCUCGAUGUCAUCGGCACCAACUGGUUUUUCAAUUUCAUAUCAUAAACGUAUGUCGAAAGGCAAUGAUGAGCUACGACUACAAACAACACUUAGUCGACUUCAACAGCAAAGUAAACAAGGAACGACGACUAGUGGAGGAGCAAGCCAAUUACUGUCACUCUUUCAAGAUCCAAAACGAAGUGGUGCUCAAAGUCCAAAUAAUUUAACUGGUUCAGCUCGUGUUGGUAAAACACUUUCUGGUCAAACGAUAAUAACUAAAAAUAGUUCAUCAGAUCAACCGUCAAUAUAUUGUAUACGUCCAACAUCAACUUCACCAACUCAAGAUGUUGAUGAUACAUUUAUAAGUGAUGAUGAAAUUUAUACACAAUUUAUGAGAACUCAUACAUGUUAUGAUAUAAUGCCAAAAAGUUCUAAACUUGUUGUAUUUGAUACACAAUUAGCCGUAAAAAAAGCAUUUUAUGCACUUGUUCAUAAUGGUGUAAGAGCUGCUCCUAUAUGGGAUACAAAACGACAAAGAUUUAUUGCUAUGUUAACAAUAACAGAUUUUAUUCUUAUAUUACAAAAAUAUUAUAAAGAACCGAAUGCUAAAAUUGAAGAACUUGAAGAACAUAGAAUUGAAACAUGGAGAGAAGUUUUACGUGAAUAUGAAAAACCAUUAUUAUCUAUUAAACCAAAUGAUAGUUUAUUUGAAGCAGUUCGUACUUUAGUAGAAAAUCAUGUACAUCGUUUACCUAUUGUUGAUCCAAUAUCACAUAACGUUAUAUUUAUUUUAACACAUAA